Trichosurus vulpecula (common brushtail) is the source of this 6670-nucleotide messenger RNA. RefSeq names its product microtubule associated scaffold protein 1 (gene MTUS1). Gene Ontology annotation, molecular function: microtubule binding. The coding region runs from base 1021 to 4470 and encodes 1149 amino acids. Lineage: Eukaryota; Metazoa; Chordata; Mammalia; Diprotodontia; Phalangeridae. The record is from RefSeq and is a predicted model, not a curated record. The transcript has 17 exons. Gene Ontology annotation, cellular component: cytoplasm; nucleus.
ACCCCGGGCUGAGGGCUAGAGUCCGUGGCAGCCCCCAGAGCGGCUGGACGCCUUGGGAUCGGCGGGGGCAGCGGCUGGAGGGCGGCGGCGGCCAGCCCGGCCCUGGUCCCCGCUCUGGCUGAGCUCUGGGCCCCGGACUCCGGAGCUUAAGGACAGAGCGUCUGGCAGCCCCGCGAGCCCCCAGGACUGCUUUCAGGAUUCCCUUUAAUGAAGAGAGAGAGGCCCUGACUCUUUUAUGCCUCCGGAAUCCCCCUGUCAAGGAGAGUGUGCUGCUAAGGGAAGGUGGCCAGACUGUUGGAUCUGAGUCAGGAAGCCCUAGGUUCAAAUGCAGCCUCAGACUAUCCUAGCUGUGGGACACGGAUACAACAUUCCCCGGCACCCCACCCCAUCCCUCGUGGUAUGAGGACAGAACCAGGUGGUUGCUCUCUGCAGUGAAGCAGAUUGCCACCCAUUCCUGCCCCUCCCCCCAAGUGUUUGGUCCUCCCAGAAACCUUGGAGGCUGUGUGGAAAGCCUGCUGGGAUUUGCCAUCGAAGACUCAGGUUCCUCCAUCCGGCAACUUGUGUGACCCCUCUGGAACUUUGGUUUCCCACCUCCAUAGGUGACUGACUGCACUUGACCCCGAAGCGGCGCCUGGCCGGGCAGAGCCUGAAGCGUUUGGCGGCUUCCUGCUGAUGGUGACUGUGCCCCAGUCCCAGUAUCCCUUGCCAUUGUGGGUCCCAGCCACCUGUUGGAUGGUAACCUGAUCCUGUGAACGACCAGGAGCCCUGGAAAUAUUUAACCCCAGCAAAUCAUUCCCCUUCCAGCUGGGGACAAGGACUGCCUUGCUGCAGUGAGAGCCUGGCUGAGGGAGCGAGGUGUGUUUCCCUUCCUGGCGAACGUCACACAAAGAACCAUGGCCUGCGUGGCUUGGGAUGCAAGCCUUCUCACCGAGCAGGAGACCAGUUGGAUUUUAAGUGACUUAAGGAGCUGACUUUUCUUCACCUUCCACCUGGUGAACCAGCUGCAAAGGUCGAUCCAGAAUGAACCAUCAGAAUUCAGAAGAGAAAGCACAAGAGGCCUCCCAGCCAUCCUUAUUUCAAGGGGACAAAUGUGGGAAUGAGUUGGCUCCUGAAAGAACACCAGCUCUCUUUCCCUUGGGCUGGGACUCAGCCCCACACCUUGGCUCACAUGAUGGGCAGGAAGCCCCUUUGCACGUGUUGGGGGCUGAUGGGGAAAGGAUUUCCUUAACCAAUUCGUGUACUAAAGUGCUUGCUGGGGCUGAGGACGUCUGUCGGGAGGUCGCACGGUCAGUGCUGCGUAGUGAGGCCCCAGAGUCGUCCUGGGUGAGUGACAAGAUGGGUCUGCCGGAGCCAGAAUACCUGUAUAACAGCGCCCAGGCUCAGAGGGUCCAAGCCUCAGUGCCUGGAGAGUGGAGGUAUGACUGUGGAGAUGCUAACGGGAUGAUGGGCCAUGCUGUGCUCAACCUGGAAGAAGGGUGGGGAAUGAAGGGUGAAGGCGAGGGCACCGUGGCAACACCUGACGCCCUAGAUGCGUCAGCUCCACAGAGAAGCCUGCCCCACCCGGGGCUCCCACGUGGCCAGGCUACAGCAGCCCCUUCUUGUUCUUCUGAGAUGUUCCUAAGAGAGGAGAACUUGGCCAGCCAGGGCUCGGGGAUCCCCCUGGGGGCUGCUUCCCAGGAGCCUUGUGAGGUCUCCAACACCACAUAUGUGGUCAUGUCAGAGACAGCCAUGCAGAUAGACGCCCCGGCACAUGCCGAGAGCCCGUGCUCCACAGAGAAAGUGCUCAGUGCUCUUGUCAACGACUUUCAGCAGGAAAUGCCCAAAACCCCGGGGCCAGAUUUGAAAGGGCCUUGUGGUUCAGAUACGUCUCUAACAGAAAAGGCUUUUGGCUUAUACGAAGACCAGCCAAAUGGGGAGACCCCUUUGCAGACUUUGUGUGCCCCAGACAUGCCCCUGUCAGAGUGCUGUCCAGGGGCUGACUGCCCUGUGGACAGGCCACCCUUCAGUGACCCCACAGAGCAGCCACGCCAGCCAAGUGAUCGACUGAAUGAGAUGGCCCCUCCUGAUGGCAGCUUGGGCAUUGGAAGCCAUCCUGCAGGAGCCCCCCCGGCAGGAAGUCAUCCGCCAGGCUGGGACAUGGCCCUAUCGCUCGAGUCACCACAGGAGGGGAGCGUUUCCACCCCUAAUGAUGUUGGUUAUCAGCCACCAGCCAUCACAGGUUGCCCUAGGGAGACCUCCCGAGUGCCUCCGGAGAAAGCAAAGGAGAAGCCUUCUGAAAAAGAAAAAAACACUCGAGAGCUAGCCAAGUACCCCAACAAGAAACUGGCCCCGGUCAAAGUGCUCAAACCUGCCCUUGGCAAAGUCCUGGGAAAAACAGCGCCUAAGCCGGGGAGCCCAGCAGGAAGCAGCCUCCAUAAGAUGGACAAGAUCAGCUUCCCCAGGCCCAACUUCAAGAAUGUGAAAGCCAAAGUAAUCUCUCGAGGGGCGCUGCAACCCCGAGAGCCGGCGGCUGCUGCUGCAUCCGGGCCCAGGCUGCCUCCCGGGCCCCCAGUGGCGGAGCCUCUCUCGAGCAGCGGGCCCAGGAGGGCUGAGUGGAAGGCCAGUGCCAAGGCAGCUGUCCUCCCAAGUAAGAGCCACAGGCAGCACCUCCUCAAGCUGAUCACCAGCCAGGUGGUGCAUGUCACAACCCAUUCCAGAAGCGCUUCCCAGGAUGCUCCCAGAGCGGCCCUGGAGCUGAGAGCCAGCCAUGGAGGAGGCGUUCCCCGAGCCAAUCUGUCCAAGACAGGGCACCUGCCCGGGGCUGGGGCUGCAGCCUUGGGGCCCCACAAGGGCGCAGAGGCCCCAAGUACCCCUAUGAGAACAGCAGAAUCUGUUCUUGCAGAGCCUCGAGCCCCCACCUCUGAUGGAGCUGGGCCCGAGGGGCAGAAGAGCCAGGACAGAGGUGUGGCAGUGCCCCUGGGCACCCAGGAAGGGCACAGGGAGGUGGUGACUGCUCCUGCAGCCUGCGCUCCUGCCCUGGCUUCCACAACGAAAUCGCCCACCGUGGCUGGCAGAAAUGGGUCUAAGCACGACCCCUUGGGACUGAGUAAAAUCCCUGUGCCCAAAAUGAAAGUCUGGCCUUCGGUUUCCUGCCGGAGGCGAAGCACCACUGAGUCCAGGAAUCUCCACGCUGAGCGUGCUUUAUCUCCCCAGAGAGCCCGGCGUGUGUCCAGCUCCGGUGCAUCAAGGAAAAGUGUGUCCCCCAGCCUGGUUGCGGUUCUUAGCACAGUUGAAAAGGGUAAACAGAGGCAUCCUCCAACAUCAUGCAGCCAGCCCCAGGCUACUCCCGAUGCUCUCUCUACUGAAAAGGCCCUGGGAUUGGCCUCCUAUAGAGCAAAAUGUGAGCACCAAGGCAAGGUCAUCCUGCACCUCAAGCAACUCCUCACAGGAGGGAACCGCAAGUUGGAGGCAUUGGCCGUGGUCGUCCAGCAUCUGCUGUCAGAGAGGGAGGAAGCUCAGAAACAGCACCAGGCCCUGUCUCAAGAGCUGGUCAGCCUCCGGGGAGAGCUGGUCACUGCUUCUGCCGCCUGUGAGAAGCUAGAACAGGCCCGCCAUGAGCUGCAGACCGCCUGCCAGGCCUUUGUGGACAAGCUGAACCUGCAGCACCAGGCGGAUCUGGUGGAGCUGGAGAACCAGCUGAAGGCCCACUACACAGGCGAGUGUGAGAGGCUGCAGAGUGUGUGUGUGCAGGAGGUCCAGAAGUACCAGGCCCAGCUGCAGAGUCAGGUCGAUGACUUAAACGCUGCCCACGAAGCCUUCAAGUUAGAAAUCGAGUCCAGCCAUUCAGAGCAGGUGGACUUGCUGAAGAAGGCCUAUGAAGCCUCCCUCACAGAAAUCAAGGAGUGCCACGACCUGGAGAAGACAUCUCUGGAGGAGUCAUUCUCUGAGAAGCGAGAGUCCCUGGAGAAAGAGAUCCAUGAUCUAAAGAGUAAGAAUGAAGCUCUGAAUGAACAGCUUCAGUUGGAGGAGCAGAAAGCAGCUUCCAGAGAGAAGGCCAACCAGAAGAACCCCCAGAUCAUGUAUCUGGAGCGGGAGCUGGAGAGCCUCAAGGCCGUGCUGGAGAUCAAGAAUGAGAAACUGCACCAGCAGGACGUCAAGCUGCUCAAGAUGGAGAAGCUGGUGGACAACAACACUGCCCUGGUGGACAAGCUGAAGAGAGUCCAACAGGAGAAUGAGGAGCUGAAAGCACGGAUGGACAAACAUAUGGCCAUCUCCAGGCAGCUGUCUACAGAGCAAGCAGUCCUGCAGGAGUCUCUGGAGAAGGAGUCCAAGGUCAACAAACGGCUGUCGAUGGAGAAUGAGGAACUGCUGUGGAAGCUUCACAAUGGGGACCUGUGCAGCCCCAAGAAAUCCCCCCCGUCAGCGGCACUGCCCUUCUCUUCCCCGAGGAACUCGGCCUCCUUCCCCAGCCCCACAGGCUCCCCCAGAUGACCCUUCUGGAGCACGGGCUGACAGCUGCCUGGGAGCGCUUUCUUGUGGCUGGCCAGGGACUGAUCCUUCCACCCAUCACAGCUGGCGGGGGCCUGGUUGAGGGUGCUCAGGGGGCGGCUGGAGCCCGUGGACAGCUGGGCGUGGCUCCUCAGGCAGCCUUGGCUCCCGCCAGCCCUGCGAGGUUCCCAGAACGCCACCUGCGCUGGCACGCAGGGAGAGACAUGAUGCACAGAGCACUUGGCGAGCCAGAUGCGUCUUGCUCGCUGCCUUUCUCCCCCUGCCUUGGGGAGAACCAGCUCAGGGCCUCUUCACAUAAAGUAUAAUGUUUCUCAUGUUCCUGGUCACAGACGCUUUUCCUUUGGGCCACCUGCAGGCUCAUGGGAGUGGGAUGGGCACGGGGCUUGCUGGUGCCACCACCUUUGGCUCUAGAGGGGAGAGCUGCAGGAUGGGCAUGGACACAUGAGUGGCUGUGCCAGAGACAGCUGCAAGGACAUCUUGGCCAUGGACCCCCUGGGGGAGGGGGAACAGGCUACUUGGGAGUUUGGGGACCCUGGCUCAAGGCCUUUGGGUCUGCAUUCUGGGGAGGAUGGGCCCUUCGAAUGGAAAGCCCAGCUGUGAGAGCUGAAAUGAGUGCAGUGUUGUGUUGUUUUCAGUGACCCCCACUCCCCAGAUAACACAAGUCUCUGCUUCUGGCUCAUCUUUUUAGCUGUGGACAGAGGUGAACACUAAUGUAUCUCCCCUGGAUCCCCAGGAGCAAGGCUUCUUUCGUGGGGCUCAGUCCUGGACUGAUUCUUCCAAGCAAAGAAGGGGCAGGGAUCCCCCUGGAGCCCCAACCUCCUCCUCAUUUUUAACUUGCUCUGAAUGGUCACCCACAGAUGGGAUCUACCUCUCCCCUCCUUCCUUGCCUCCUCUUUCUUCUCUCCCCUCUCCUCCCUUCCCAUCCGUCUCCUCCCCUCUCCUUUCUAAAGCCAUGACAUAAGCCUUCUACCUCCUUUUCUCUGGGACAAGGGUAAUUAAUAUGCUCACCCAGAACUAGCUCGUUUUCCAGGCACAAAAGUCAUUUCCCAAAAAAACCCAAGGCCAGACUCUAACAUUAUAAACUAUUGAAAAAUCCAGAACCAGCUCAUUUGGGGAAGCAGCAAGGGAAAAUCAUCCAUCAGCAAAAUUUGGGAAGAGGCCAACCAUAUCCCUGUGUUCCAGGGCAGAAGCACCCUAGGAGAUGAGGUAUUGGCUAGAAGGAGCCAGGUGGGGGCCCCAACCAGCAGCUCUAGCUCUUUCUUGGAGGAAUUCUGGGGGGAGGGCAGAGGGGCCCAUGUCAGAGCAGAAACCAUGGCUUGUGCAGUUGUCCCUUUCUGACUUCCAUGAGAGACCUCCCCCAGCUCCCUCAGCCUCCUCCUCCACCCCAGGCAACCUUGGGGACCAGAAGAGUGGGGCUGCGGCUUCCCCACGUCUUGGAAUCUGUCACUGUGUUGCCAAUGAGCUGGGAGUCUGGGAGCCACCACACUGACUUUGGACACCAGGGGGCGAGUGGAAGUUCAGGAGGCAUGUUGAUUUGUAACAGUCCCUUCUUUUGUCUCAUGUUUAAUCUCCAAUGUUCUGUUGUAUGCGUAAUCUUUCCAUUCGUAGGGAUGGUUGGAAAGCCAGUUCCCUUCAGGCUCCGAGUGGGAGUGGGGGCCACUGGAAUCUCUGCACCCCCUCAGAGCUGUCCCCCUGGGGCCAGGCAUUCCAGGACAGGGAAGGCUGCUGCAGGGAGGGACGAAUGUGCUGCUCCAAUCUUGAGUCAGACGGGAGACAGCAGCAGAGGAGAACAGCUCUUUGAAAAUGCUUUUCCAGGUCCACAUUGUAGGACAGUUCUGAGAAGAGGCCAGGGAACUAGCUGGGCAGAGUCAAGCUGAGGCGACUUGGGCCAAUGCCGAGCUUCCCUGACUGUGCUUGGCUGGACUGCCCUUCCCACAUUCAUGUCUUUCACCCCUGUCAAGUCUUGUCAUCUAGGAGUUCAAGGCUCAGAACCCCACCCCCCACCCCACCCCAAGCGUUCUGAAUGCAGUCCUGAAAGGUGGGUGCUAGGGGCUAGAAUUGGACCCUCACAGCUGGCUGGUCCUCAGCUUCUGAUUGCACUGAGUCAGGGGGCUGGGGCUUGGGAAGGAGCUGAUGCAUUUUGAGUUGUGUGUGUUAAAAUAAUAAACACAAAUUUGACUUA